Felis catus (domestic cat) is the source of this 4793-nucleotide messenger RNA. Its product is annotated as zinc finger protein 550-like. Bases 100 to 1824 code for a protein of 574 amino acids. NCBI's taxonomy places the organism in Eukaryota, Metazoa, Chordata, Mammalia, Carnivora, Felidae. The record is from RefSeq and is a predicted model, not a curated record. Gene Ontology annotation, biological process: negative regulation of transcription by RNA polymerase II. The transcript has 3 exons. Gene Ontology annotation, molecular function: DNA-binding transcription repressor activity, RNA polymerase II-specific.
CCUGGUCACGUGACUUAAGGCCAAUUGAGCGGCAGACUCCCUUUCUGAGUAAUACCACGGUCUGGUGUGUCCCUUCAGGAGCCCAGCCUUUGGGCACACAUGAAACCACGGGUGCGAGCAUUUCUCCUGAUCGCAGAAGCCACGCUGCAGAAACCGCGCGGGAGCGGGUUCAGAAGGGAAGAAACCGCGCCCCUCCCCCAGCGUCUGGUGACAUCAUUUCCCAGAGGCCUUCACGCAGGCUCCGCUGGUCCUUUGAGAUUUCCAGAAGGGCGCCCCUUGAGGCAGCAGGCGGAGCUGCGGGAACCAUAUUACCCGGCAGGCUCAGCGCCAAGAGGCGGUAGCGCUGGGCCAAUGGCAGCACGGGGCGGGGAUUCCACGUCACGCGAGACCCAAGGCGCCGUCCUCGUGGGCGUCGUCCUGGGUGCUUCUGCGUCUGUUCACCGGGUCGCUGCUCCAGGAGUCUCGGCGGGCUUGAGACCGCGGGACCUGGGAGGUGUGAGGAGAGGCAUCAUGUCCCCUUUGCACCGAGGCAGGGCUGAGGGUGCGUGGGAUGGGUCACAGGAGCCCUUGGGACCCCCCGCGGCCUCCCCACUACUGCGGCCCACUGUCCGCGAACAGGGUCCCGCGGCGGCUGCACAGGCGCAGAUGGGCCCGGCACAGGCACCAGUGACUUUCAAGGACGUGGUUGUGACCUUCACCCAGGAGGAGUGGGAAUUACUGGACCUGCCACAGAGGACGCUGUACUGGAGGGUGAUGAGGGAGACCUGUGGGCUCCUGCUCUCGCUGGGUGAUGAAGCAAAAACCAGGACCACGGAGCCUUCUGCUUCUCAGUCAGCCGUGUUUGAGGGAUGCUUAUCCCACAGGUUACCGACUCAGGAAGACUCCGGUGUUUCCAUGCUGGGAGAGGCCAGGGAACAAGAAGAACCAUCCAAAAAACAGGGAGGGCCUGUGAAGACAGGGAUAGUCCCGUUCAAGGAGACUCUCCCUGGAGAGAUGAACCCCGAGUGUGGUCAUUGGGGAACAGGUGAAAAUCUGUGUACAAAGGACUUACAGGAGCAAGUCUCUGCAGGAGAUGCUCUCCAUGAUUACGAAUCACGUGGAUCAAGGAAAGACCCCUCGAUUCAUGGAGGGAAGAACUCGUACAAGUGCAAGGAAUGCGGAAAAGGGUUUAAGAAGAAUCGCUUCCUUCUCCAGCAUCAGUGGAUUCACACUAAAGUAAAACACUAUACAUGCAAAAAGUGCGGGAAGGCCUUUCUCAGGAAGGCAGAGCUCACUGGACACUACGGCGUUCACAUGGAGAAGAAGCUCUAUGAGUGCAUCAGGUGUGAGAAGGCCUUCAGCCGCAGGUCACACCUCACAGAGCACCAGCGGGUUCACACUGGGGAGAAGCCCUUUGUGUGCAUUGAGUGCAGGAAGACCUUCAGCCGCAGGUCACACCUCACAGAGCACCGGCGGAUUCACAGCGGAGAGAAGCCGUAUAUGUGCAGCGAAUGCGGAAAGGCCUUUGCCCGCCACUCUGAUUUUAUUCGGCAUAACAGAACCCACACUGGAGAAAAGCCCUUUGAGUGCAAAGAGUGUGGGAAGGCCUUUUGUAACAGCUUUUCUGUAACUCGACACAUGAGGUGUCAUUCUCAGGAGAAGCUCUAUGAGUGCAGUGAGUGCGGAAAGACCUACGGCUACCGCUCGACCCUCGCUACUCAUCAAAAGAUCCACAGUGGAGUAAAAUCCUAUAAGUGUAAGAGAUGUGGGAAGGCCUUUUACCGGAAGACGGGCCUCAGUCAACAUCAGAGAACUCACACUGAGUUCCGAAAGAGACCUUUUUAAAGUGACGACUGUGGCGGAUCGUUUGACCGGGAGAGCGUUACUUGGCUUGGCAUCUAAGAGUUUGUACCCGAGGCUUCCCUGCGUACGUGUCCUCCUUCGUGUGCACGGCUCCUGCUGGGGCUACGGCAUUACCUUUACCUGUGGCUGAGCCCUGGCACUUCAGAGACCGGAGGCCAGGCUUCCAAACACGACUUGGUUCUUAGGAGAGGGACCUUCUUCCCACACCUGAGAGUGCUUUGCUGUCACGUGGCCUGCAAAGAGGCCUGGGCCUGUUUGUCCCAAGGCACAAGUGAUGUGCUUUGCAGUGGACAGAGGGCCCUCUCCCCUCAUUGUCCACAUCUCCCCCUGGAACUUUAUGUGUUCACAGGGGCCUGCUGUGGAAUGGGCAGGAGUCACGAGAACCCUAUCCUUCACGCCCAUUAUCCUGCACGGUGCCUGGUGUCGUGGAGAUACAUGGGUGACUGAGACGUGCGCCUUGCUGUCUAGAAGGGAGACACGCGUGAUAACACAGAGGUGUAGAGGUGUAGUUUGGCCACUCUGAUGCUGUGGCAGCAAUGUGCCUGUGGUCCCCAUGUGGCAAUGAAGAUCAAGGUCAAAACUUUGGCAAGGAGGGCAGAUGUCCUUUGGGAAGAGUGGUCCAGUGGUGAAGGUUUUGGACCCUCGGGAUACUGGAAUUCGAGCACUUCCGAGCUGUGCCCAUCGCCAUCUGGGUGACCUUGGUUAUGUCAUCUCCCCACACGCCUCUUGUUACAAAAGUGGGGAGAUCCAUGUUAAACUGUGAAGCAUGGGCAGAGGAGCAGACAGUAUACAAAGGUGAGAUCACACAUACCCAUGAGGAAUGGAGGAGCCCCAGCCAUGUUCGAAGAUGAGGAAGAAUGUUCUGGUAAAGGGAACAGCAUGUGCCAAGACCCUGAGGCAGGGGAGAGUUGGCCUUGUUAGUGGAAGCAGCUGAAGGCCAGUGUGUCCGGAGGAAAUGAGUGGUGGACAGUGAGAUGGAAGAACAGGGGUGGAUGCGGUGUUGGCAGGCUGAGGAAGGGAUUCACCACGGCAGUGGCAUGUUCUUGCUUCUGAGUUCCCCCUUGGCUGCUGUGUAGAGAGCGAAUUGAAGAAGGGAGAAUUGAUGUGGGAGAGAGACGAGGCCACCAUGUAACCCAGGAGUUCGUUGGCAUUGCCUGACCCAGGAUGGUGGCAUUGGAAUUGGUGGGGAGAGGAUGACUUAGGAUGUGUUAGGAGGCAGAGCGCACAGGACAUGUGCAUAAUUGGGAUGAUGAACGAGCCCCGAGGAAUGACUUUCCUUCCUCGAUCCUCAAGAGGAAGCCCUCUGCAUCCAUGGAAUGUGACGUGGGGCCUGUCCUCAUGUUCUGGUCUUCAGUCAGCACCUAGUGUGUUGAGUGAGCAGGUGAAGCUGAAGACUCCCUUUCUCAGACAGAAAACUGGCAGGACUCCUUGUUCCCGUGAUGGUCACAUGGGCGGUGAAUUUACCAUGACCUUUUUUCUCUAAUGGAGAGGGGCCCUAGGUACGUAGAUUUGCACAGGAAGCCGUGCAGGGCAGUGAUGACGCCUGCCUCUCCAUGGGCACCAUUCUCAGCUGUGCUUCUUACCAGUGGCCAGGACUCAGGGCCAUUCAGGAAUGUGGGGGGUUCUCAGUUUCCUCCUCUGUAAAUGGUGAUCUAAUAAGCCUCAGCCUCGGUAUCUGUGAAACAAGAGUGUUGACUGAUGCACUUCACCAGGUGGUUGUUCAGAUUAAAGGAUAGUGUUGUGAAGUACCUGGUGUCAGCUUUGCAGGUGUUCUUAAAUGUUCACGGUUGUUAAAAUUGUUUUCACUGAAGUGUUACCCCUUUGUGCCACCCUAUUCUUUUCUCAUCGGGAGAUGUGCUGAUGGGAUUUGCUGGUAAAAAUAUACUUCAGGUCCCGAGAACAUCUCAGCUGAUUUUAGGCUUUAAGAAACUUGUUCAUAGAUUCUGGUGAACCUCGGCAUGAGGUCUUGGUUCCAACCAAAUCCAGGACAUUGUUCGCCCCCUGGUUUCUUUUCCUGGUGGAGAUGGGGUGGCUGAGGGUGCCACAGAAUGUUAGUUUUGCUUUAAUGGAAAUUCAAAACUUGCACUUGAAAUUUAUGGGUGAAAAUUAAGUACCUUGUGAAGGGAGGUUUGAACCAUCUAAAAGUACUGACUAAUGGGGCACCCGGCCGGCUCAGUUGGAAGAGCAUGCAAAUAUUGAUCCUGGGGUCCUGAGUUCAAGCCCCACAUUGGGUGUAGACAUCACUUAAAUAAAUAAAGUUUUAAAAAAAUUUUAAAAAGACUACUAAUUUAUUUCAUAUCUCAUGUAAUAUUUGAUAUAUCUGGGAUUAAUAUAUCCUCUUAUUUUAUGGCUUUGUCUCCCUUGUUCUUUUUCUGAUCCUUUAAAAAAACAACUAUUACUCAGAAUCCAGAUUUUUUUAAAAUUCUAGUUUAAAAAGCAUAUUGUUUGUUAUUGUUUAAACUAAAAUUUACAAACACAACAGUAGAUGACAGAAUUAUAAAUACUUUUCUGUCUUCCCAGGCAAUAUAAGGGACUUAGAAGAUGAGCUAGCAUGUUCUGUCUCCGUAUAUGUGUUGAGAUUAUGCAUGUUAACUCUAUCAGUCUAACUCCACAAGGAAAUGUUAUUCUUGUUUAAGGCAAGUAACGAGCCAGAUGAGUAUGCGUUCCCCUCUUGGGUCCUCAUUCCUUCUGUAAUUGCAAGUAUUUCAUCUGAGAUUACUUUCCAACGUCCUUAAACAUAACCUUUAGGAUUUCAUUUUAUGUGUGUUAAUCUUCCAUUAAAUUCUUCAUUUUUGGCUUGAAAUACUAUUAUUUUGUAUUCUUUCUUGACAGUUUUACCAUAUAUAGAAAUCUAGGUUGGCAUGGGUUUUUUUCCUUCAGCACAUCCUUGAAGAGGUCCUUCCACUUUGUUCUAGAAUCAUAAUUAUAUUGGGAGUGAUUGGCAACAAGUA